AUGGAAGCUCUUGAGACGGGCAACAAGCGUCUGACGACAAGAGCUGUGAAAGAAGCAUUUUCCUCAGUAAAAGUUGACCAUCGUAGAGGUGAAUACAGGAACAUUCGUCGGUCAGUUUCCUGUCAAAGUAGCAGCUCAACACCCUCCUUUGAAGUUCGUCGCGACUCAGAAAUACAUCAGUUACAACAAGAAGUUGCUUUAAUACAUAUACAAAAGGCCAAAACCAUGAUGGAUUGUAUAAUGUCAUCAGUCGACAAUACAUACCUGAGAAGCCUUUUAUGUAUGUACAACAAAGAAAUGGAUUGUGUGUCUGCACUUUCAGAAAAUAUUGACAUCCUUUAUGAAAAGGAACUUCAAUUUCUUUUGCAACAUGACAAGAAACUGUCUGCCAGUGAACAGGGUCCACUUGUUGAUGAAUUCCAGAAAUUAUCAAACAUU
Molecule: messenger RNA, 438 nt
Organism: Paramuricea clavata
Lineage: Eukaryota; Metazoa; Cnidaria; Anthozoa; Malacalcyonacea; Plexauridae
Source: the annotation of a GenBank genome assembly